This is a messenger RNA of Kogia breviceps (pygmy sperm whale), 2375 nucleotides long. NCBI's taxonomy places the organism in Eukaryota, Metazoa, Chordata, Mammalia, Artiodactyla, Physeteridae. The record is from RefSeq and is a predicted model, not a curated record.
CUGGAGUGCGUCAGGAAGGAUGCUGAUUUGAGCUGGGUGUGGUUUGGAAGAACCUGUUCCAGGUCCGGGACAGCCAAAGCAAAGACUCGCAGGAUUCUGCCCUACCCCUCAGCUCUUCAUCUAACGGCUGGCAUCUUGGGGAUCUUGUUUUCCUAAGAUUAUUGGAGUUCCUGUGAUCAUCACAUGAACUCUUCCCCUGGCCUCAUCACCAUCCUGUGUUCCAGAGUUGUUCCAACUAACGAACCUCAGUUUAGACACCUGAGUAUCAAGUUCUCUUCCGGAGGAAUUCUCCAAUCUCGGCCCUGCUGCCUCUUCAGAACCAUCAAGCCUGUACCUGAAAGUGUCUCCCGGCCUUGGAGUGCUCAAGUUCUCUUGGACUCUCUGCUUUGUUCUGGAAAUAAUGUGGGCUUCAGCUCAGGCAGUGUCAAAACAGUCCUGCUACAGCUACUCCUUAGCCCAGGACCCGAGACAGAAGCGUCCUUGUGGCAGCAGCCGGCGUCAUUUCAGGAGGCAGUGACAUUUGAGGAUGUGACUAAAGAUUGGAAGUGUCAAGAGGCCUCUCAGAAGGAUUGCAGCAGGGGCACAAUGCUGGAUAGUUGCAAGAAGCCAGUCCCUCAGCGUAAGGACUUACAAUUCUCCAUGAUGCCACAGAGAGCUGGAAAUGAUCCCCCUGGUGUUUCAAAUUCAAGCGAAAUGGAAAAGGAGAUAAGUAACAUGAGAGAAAAGUUUCUCAUCAGCGUGACAAAGUUAGUGGAAAGCAAAAGUUACAACAGCAAGGUGUUUUCCAAAGAAAAGUACUUUCAAACAAUAAAGGAAGUGAAAGAAGCUAAGGAGAAGGGGAGGAAGUCAUCACGUGAUUAUCGCCGGGCAGCAAAAUAUGACGUGAUCUCUGUACAAGGCACAGAGAAACUAAUAGAGGCUGCUCAUGGAGAACGAGAUCGAAUACGGUAUUACGUACACAAGGAAGAGCUGUUUGAUAUUCUUCAUGACACACAUCUCAAUAUUGGCCAUGGCGGGCGGACACGCAUGCUCAAGGAGCUGCAAGGAAAAUAUGGGAAUGUCACCAAAGAAGUCAUUGUCUUAUAUCUGACUCUUUGUAAACAGUGCCACCAGAAGAACCUAGUAUCCAAGAGAGGCCUCGCACCCAAGCCCAUGCCAUGUAAGGACAUUGACUCCAUAUGCCAAGUUGAAAUCCUUGACAUGCAGUCAAAUGCUGACGGUGAGUUCAAGUUUAUUUUAUAUUACCAGGACCACUUGACCAAGUUUAUUAUUUUGCGGCCAUUAAAAGCCAAACAGGCCCAUGAGGUGGUCGCUGUCCUGUUGGAUAUUUUCACAAUUCUUGGUACACCUACGACGUUAGAAUCUGACAGUGGCUUGGAGUUCACAAACCAGGUUGUCAGUGAGCUCAAUGAGGUGUGGCCAGACCUAAAGAUUGGCCCUGGUAAGUACCACCCUGGCCAAGGCCAGGGCUCCCUGGAGCGAGCCAGCCGUGACGUCAAGAGCAUGCUAAGUGCCUGGAUGCAGGGUAACCAUUCACAUCACUGGGCCGAAGGCCUGCGAUUCAUGCAGAUGGUGAGGAAUCAGGCCUUUGAUGUUUCCUUGCAGCAGAGUCCAUAUGAGGCGAUGUUUGGUUGUAAAGCCAAAUUCGGACUCUAUUCCUCACACUUACCCCGGGAAACCGUGGCUGUUUUACAGACAGAAGAAGAACUAGAAAUUGCUGAAGAACAACUAGAAAGCAGCCUUUGGAUCAGGCAGGAAGAAAGAGCUGAGGCCGGAGCAGACCCAUCUGACAUGGACGAGGACGUCAAUCCCACUCCUCCCAAAGCUGCAGGGCCCAGCACCUCCCAAGGGGCCCCAGGUCUCUUCUGCUGGUGAACAGACUCCUGCCUCUGAGCACCGUGUAGCCACCUGGGAGCUGUUGCCAAGGCCCCAGAUGAAAGGAAUGAAGGCCACACUCUCAGGAAAGCUGUCCGUGGUAGUCCUGGCUCACAGGGGGAAAGCAACUUGGGUCUCUGAUCUCGGGCUGCCAUAAAAAAUUACCACAAAUGUGGAGGCUUAAAACAACAGCACUUUCUUCUCCCUUAGUUCUGGAGGCUAGAGGUCUGAAAUCAAGGUGUUGGCAGGGUUCAUCCCUUCUGGAGGCUCUGAGGGAGAAUCCAUUCCAUGCCUUUCUCCUUUGGUGGCUGCCGGCAGUCCUUGCAUCCCUUGGCUUAGAGUAGCACAGAUCCGGUCUCUGCCUCGUCUGCACGUGGGUCUUCAUGUGGCCUUCUCCCCUCUGUGCGCUCCUUUUCUGUCUGUUACAAGGACACUGUUGGACACCAAAUCUAUGUCGUUGGAAUUAGGGCCCAUCCUAAUUGAGGAUGAUCUCAUCUCAA